Aegilops tauschii subsp. strangulata is the source of this 2050-nucleotide messenger RNA. RefSeq names its product probable amino acid permease 7. Lineage: Eukaryota; Viridiplantae; Streptophyta; Magnoliopsida; Poales; Poaceae. The record is from RefSeq and is a predicted model, not a curated record.
AAAGUUACGGGAUCCGCGUCCAAAAGCAACGGACAAAAUCGCGAUGGCAACGGCACCAAAGAUUCACGCACUGGUACGCGGGGGUUCACCGGCAUGGCGAUGUCUGUCUCACUCUCGUCUCGUCUCCGCUCCUUCUCCACCCGCUCGCCACGAACCAGCUGACAGUCAAAACCGAUUGAGAAAGGAGCAACCUACCCACUGGCUACGUCCCCGCGGGACCCACACACCCACAGCCCGCUACGUGCUCGCUCGCUCCGGUCGUGUGCCGCCGUAUAGCUCCGCGGUUCUUGGCUGAACCCCAUUAAUUUGAGCCUGUCUCUAGCCUCUUCCCGUGGAAGCGGCGCGAAUCUUGGCUGAGGGCGAGCCUCUGCGCGGUGCCGGGGCAAUGGCGGUGCAGCACUCCCUCCAGGUGAUCGACGGCCGCUGCGACGACGACGGGAGCCCGCCCCGGACCGGGACCGCGUGGACGUGCGCGGCGCACAUCAUCACGGCGGUGAUCGGGUCCGGGGUGCUGUCGCUGGCCUGGGGCGUGGCGCAGCUGGGGUGGGUGGCCGGGCCGGCGUGCAUGCUGUGCUUCGCGCUCGUCACCUACGUCUCCGCCUCCCUCCUCUCCGACUGCUACCGCUGCCACGACGCCGAGAAGGGGCCCAGGAACCGCUCUUACAUGGACGCCGUCCGCGUCUACCUCGGCAAGAAGCAGACCUGGGCUUGCGGCUCGCUGCAGUACCUGAGCCUGUACGGCUGCGGCGUCGCGUACACCAUCACCACCGCCACUAGCAUCAGGGCGAUUCUGAAGGCCAACUGCUACCACGCGCACGGGCACGACGCGCCCUGCAGCUUCGACGGCAGCUACUACAUGCUAAUGUUCGGCGGGGUACAGCUCCUUCUCUCCUCCAUACCGGACUUCCACGACAUGGCGUGGCUCUCCGUCGUCGCCGCGGUCAUGUCUUUCUCCUACGCCUUCAUCGGCCUCGGCCUUGGCCUCGCCAACACCAUCUCUAACGGCGUCAUCAAAGGGAGCAUAACGGGUGUCCCAAUGAAAACCCCUGUCGCCAAGGUAUGGCGCGUCUCACAGGCCAUCGGCGACAUUGCGUUCGCGUACCCGUACUCCUUGAUCCUCCUAGAAAUUCAGGACACCCUCAAGUCGCCACCGGCCGAGAACAAGACGAUGAAGAAGGCGUCCAUCAUCUCCAUCCUGGUCACCACCUUCUUCUACCUCUGCUGCGGCUGCUUCGGGUACGCCGCCUUCGGGAACGACGCGCCGGGGAACCUCCUCACCGGCUUCGGCUUCUACGAGCCCUACUGGCUCAUCGACUUCGCCAACGCCUGCAUCAUCCUCCACCUGCUCGGCGGCUACCAGGUGUACAGCCAGCCGAUCUACCAGUUCGCGGACAGGCACUUCGCGGAGCGGUACCCGGGGAGCGGGUUCGUGAACGACUUCCACACGGUGAAGGUGCCGCUGCUGCCGCCCUACAGGGUAAACCUCCUGCGGGUGUGCUUCCGGACGGCGUACGUGGCGAGCACGACGGCCGUGGCCAUCUUCUUCCCCUACUUCAACGAGAUCCUGGCGCUGCUGGGCGCGCUCAACUUCUGGCCGCUGGCCAUCUACUUCCCCGUGGAGAUGUACUUCAUCCAGCGGAAGGUGCCCCGCUGGUCCACCAGGUGGCUCCUCCUCCAGGGCUUCAGCACCGUCUGCCUGCUCAUCAGCGCCUUCGCGCUCGUCGGCUCCAUCCAGGGGGUCAUCAGCCAGAAGCUAGGCUAGUAUAGCAUAUAUGAUGUGCUCAUGAUAGAGAGAUUAUCCUUCGGGUUGGAACUUGAUUGCUGCUUUCUACUACUGUAAUGGUGAUGGAGAAUGUCACUACUGGGGAGCAUUAGGUUUCUCCCUCCGUGGCGAUGAACAACCAAGUACGUACAAGCCUGUUGUAUCUGCAGGACCGCAGCGCAGUGGCACGCCGUUUUCAGUGCCUUCCUUUCUGGCUUGUUCAUUGGACUGAAACCUGUACACAUGUUAGAUUUUCAGGUUACUUGAGUUGAGGUUACUUUCUGGCAA